Messenger RNA from Dermacentor silvarum, 644 nucleotides. RefSeq lists its product as uncharacterized. The transcript has 4 exons. The record is from RefSeq and is a predicted model, not a curated record. The coding region runs from base 1 to 339 and encodes 112 amino acids. Lineage: Eukaryota; Metazoa; Arthropoda; Arachnida; Ixodida; Ixodidae.
AUGCGACUGGUCUUCGCAGCUGUUGUAUUCAUCGUGGCCGUGGCAACCAGCCACGCCGUCGUGAUCGAUCUUCACAAGCCGGUGCAAAUCUGCUCGGCACAGAUGCUGGUCGACAUUGUCAACAAUGUCUGCCAGACGCCGCUAACGGCCGCUCGACGUCGUAGGAGGAGUCUCCGCGAUUCUGAGGAGAUGAUUGAUGGCGUCACGCGCAUUGUGGGAAACACAAGGCGGACCAUGCAGAAGCAUUCGCUGAAACUGCCUCGCACACUGGUGCGGGAUUUUGCCAACACCUGCUGCUACACGCCGUGCCCACCGUCCCGUUUCAUCGAUAUCUGCUGACCGAGAUGAGCCUAACACUACGGAUACUUUCGAAAAGCACAAGGAACCUGGCAACGUAACUUCAUGGCACCUGGCGUCCGGAGCACUCGUCCUGUCCACAGUUCAAAAAUGCACAAUCGACACUAAGACGUCUUGUGAUAGCACUGCAAAACGGGAGCACAUUUUUAAUAUUAUAUUUUUUCGGUGAUGUAUAUAGAGAAGGCUACAUAUGUACCAAACACUUUAUACUAUUUUGUCAAUGGGCCGGGACAAUGCAAUGUUCGUGCUUUUAGUUUUUAUAUGUAUCGAUCGUUUUAUCGUCGUUU